UCUCUCUCCGCCUUUGUUCCUAUUAUAAGACAGGAUUCAAACCACAAAUUAAUCUCCGUGCUCUCUCUCUCUCUCUCUCUCUCACGUACACACUCGCUCACACACGCAGAGGGUUGUCACUCCCUUUUCCAAUUCAUUUCUCUUCUUGUUUCAUUUGAGAAGCGUAAUUCAUUGAACAGUAAGUGGGUAUAGUGAUAUGGCUCUGAAUUUGCUCUCCCCGGCAGAAAUCAAGUGUCUGUCCUUCUUGGACACCUCUAAAUCUAACUGCAACGUUAAUCUUCUCAAGCUUCAAGGUGGGUUUGCUUUGAAGAGGAAAGACAAUGGAGUAGUAUAUGGAAAGAGAAUUAAUUGUUCAGCACAGCCUCCUCCCCCGGCCUGGCCUGGGGCGGCUGUUGCUGAGCCAGGUCGUAAGACUUGGGAUGGCCCAAAGCCUAUCUCAGUUGUUGGGUCCACUGGCUCUAUUGGAACUCAGACAUUGGACAUAGUGGCAGAGAAUCCAGACAAGUUCAGAGUUGUGGCCCUCGCUGCUGGUUCAAAUGUGACUCUCCUUGCUGAUCAGGUCAAGACAUUCAAACCUCAAUUAGUUGCUGUAAGAAAUGAGUCAUUAGUUGCUGAACUCAAAGAGGCUUUGGCGGAUGCUGAAUACAAGCCUGAAAUUAUUCCCGGAGAGCAGGGUGUCAUUGAGGUUGCCCGCCACCCGGAUGCUGUGACUGCAGUUACUGGAAUAGUUGGUUGUGCAGGAUUGAAGCCUACAGUAGCAGCCAUAGAAGCAGGGAAAGACAUAGCCUUGGCUAACAAAGAGACCUUAAUUGCCGGUGGUCCGUUUGUACUUCCUCUUGCUCAUAAGCAUAGAGUAAAGAUUCUUCCUGCUGACUCCGAACAUUCUGCAAUAUUCCAGUGUAUUCAAGGCUUGCCAGAGGGUGCUCUUAGGCGCAUUAUUUUAACUGCGUCUGGAGGGGCUUUUAGGGAUUUGCCUGUUGAUAAACUGGGAGAAGUUAAAGUAGCAGAUGCUUUGAAGCACCCAAACUGGAAUAUGGGCAAAAAAAUUACUGUCGACUCUGCUACCCUUUUCAAUAAGGGUCUAGAAGUUAUUGAAGCUCACUAUCUCUUUGGGGCUGAAUAUAAUGAUAUAGAGAUUGUUAUUCACCCCCAAUCUAUCAUUCACUCAAUGGUUGAAACACAGGAUUCAUCUGUCCUUGCACAGUUGGGAUGGCCCGACAUGCGCUUGCCAAUCCUCUAUACAUUAUCCUGGCCUGACAGAAUUUACUGUUCUGAGAUUACUUGGCCCCGCCUUGAUCUUUGCACGCUUGGGUCGCUGACAUUUAAAACUCCUGACAAUGUGAAAUACCCAUCCAUGGAUUUGGCUUAUGCUGCUGGGCGAGCUGGAGGCACCAUGACUGGAGUUCUUAGUGCAGCUAAUGAGAAAGCUGUUGAAAUGUUUAUCAAUGAAAAGAUCGGCUACCUCGACAUUUUUAAAGUUGUGGAGCUAACAUGUGAUAAACAUCAGGCAGAGCUGGUGUCCUCGCCUUCCCUUGACGAAAUCAUACAUUAUGACUUGUGGGCACGAAAAUAUGCAGCCAGUUUGCAACCCUCAGCUGGUUUGAGUCCUGCUCUGGUAUGAGUCUAUGACACAUCACCUUAGGCUUGGAAAUGUUGCUUUGGGAGUUGUUGAAUGCAUUCCUCAACUGAGCAUUUUUGCUGAGUUAUGCAAAACAGGAAGCCAUUGUAUACAAUACUAGAAAAUAAGAAAUGUAAGCCUCUGUUUUUCGUCUAUAGACACGAUAACUUAUAGUUUAAUAGAAAGUAUGACCCUUAAUAAAAUAGAGUACGCUGGCUCAAUUUAUGAGCUUCUGCAGUGAAGAGAUCAACUUGAUCUAGAAAAUCGAACAAAAGCAAAGGGGGAGUAAAGAUACUAAAAAAAAAAAAAAAAUGGUGCAUUUUUACGUGGUAAUUAAUGCAAAAAGAGGAAGAUAAAUUAAACUGUGCAAUUUGUAGUGGAAAGCAGUUCAAAUUUUGGGGAUAGACUAUGUUUUUGUUGCCCGUGAUUUAAGCUGAGUGGGACUUUGCCCCCUCAUAUACUGGAAAAUAUCAGUUGACCCCAUUCUAAUUAUCGGAUUACUAAUCUGUAAAACUUGUCUUUCGUUUGCCAGUUGUUUAAUGCAUCAUCUUUUAGGUGUUUGUCUUGUCUUGCUUGGUGUUACAAGUUUAUUGUGGAGUCAUGUAUUGCCUACCACCCUUCUAAAGCAAGAGUUUAGUGGGAUUUACUAUGCCCACUUUCAAUGAAAUUUGGUGGGAUGUUCUAUUACAAUUGCAUUGUUGCUCAAUUGUUUUUCUCUCUCUUUUUCUCUCUGUCACUGUCUCUCUCUGUCUCUCUCUCCUCCACCACAACAACAAACGAAAGAGUUGGAUUUCUCUUCUUUCAUGUAAAUGUGGAAUGACUAUUGAUUUCAAAAAAGAUUGUCUGUUUAUAGAAUAAGAAAUAGUAUUGAUAUGGUCCACUAUACAGGAUGAAAUGGCAUUCUGAU
Messenger RNA from Ilex paraguariensis (yerba mate), 2525 nucleotides. The record is from the annotation of a GenBank genome assembly. Lineage: Eukaryota; Viridiplantae; Streptophyta; Magnoliopsida; Aquifoliales; Aquifoliaceae.